Molecule: messenger RNA, 3572 nt
Organism: Mastomys coucha (southern multimammate mouse)
Lineage: Eukaryota; Metazoa; Chordata; Mammalia; Rodentia; Muridae
Gene: Magee1
Product: MAGE family member E1
Exons: 1
Coding region: 250-3033 (927 amino acids)
Biological process (GO): negative regulation of transcription by RNA polymerase II
Cellular component (GO): nucleus
Source: RefSeq, a predicted model, not a curated record
CUGCGCGGACUGCGGCAGAAGGCGGGGUGUGAGAGGCGAGUAUUCUGAGGCUAGCUUUCACAGUCGGCUAGAACCUUCGUUCUUUCCCACCACCUCUGAUUUCUGCUCCUGCGACUUGCUCGGGCCUGGCUGCAGCAGCAUUCCUGCUCUAGCGGCAGUUCCGUGCAGAGGCGCCUACGUACCUCUCCCCUUCGUCUGCGAGAUCGCGGGCCUGUCAGUGUCAGCUUCCACACGCUGGUCGACAGGACCAUGUCGCUGGUAAGCCAGAAUUCGCGCCGCCGCCGCGGUGGAAGGGCCAGUGCGCGCAAAAACAACGGGAAGGGUCUCCCUGCUGCCGUGCCAGGUCCAGACGUCCCUCGGGAUCGCAGCGAUCCUCAGAUCCUCCAGGGCCUCCGCGCCUCUGAGGGCCCUGGCACCUCCAUGCUGCCCACCCCCCGGGAGGGCCCAAGCGCCCCUGUGUCGCCCACCGCUUCAGAGGGCUCAAGUGCCCCUGGGCAGCUCAUCAUCUCCGAGGGGCCGAACACCUCCAAGCUGCCCACCUCCCGGAAGGGUCCGGGCGCCUCUCGGCCUCCUGCAGUCUCCGCAGGGCUGAACGCCGCUGUGUCCAUCACCGCCUCGGAGGGCCCGAGUGUGCCGCCCACUGCUCCGGAGGGCUCAAAGGCCUAUGAGCAUCUCUCUGUCUCAGAAGGGCUGGCCAUCUCUGAGCAGCCCUACUCUGAUGAGGGUCCUGAUGUGCAGCCCAUCCUAGGUGAGGGCCCGGGAAUCUCGGUGCCGCCCACCUUCUCUGAGGGAUCCGGCAUUUCCGUGCCGCUGCCCUCUGCUGAGGGCUUGAACAUCUCCGUGUCGCCCACCAUCUCGGAGGGACUGGGUAUCAACGUGCCCUCCCUCGCUAGUGAGGCCCCAAGCAUUUCGGUGCCGCCCACUGUCUCUAAUGAACUGGGCAUCAACCUGCCGCCCACCUUCGGUGAGGGCCUGAGCAUCUCUGUGCUCUUCGCGGCUUUGGAGGAAGCCGACAUCUUUGUGCCGCCCCCCUCCGCCGAGGAACUGAGCACCUCCAUGCUGCCCCCCUCCGGUGAGGCCCAGAGCACCUGGGUGCCGCCCAUCAUCUUGGAGGGAUCUAGUGUCGAGGUGCCGCCCACCUCCAAAAAGGGACGACGCACCUCGGUGCCGUCAGCUGCCUGCGAGAGCCCAAGCACCUCAGCCGAGGACCUGAGCACGUCCCUGUCAUCCAUUUCUGCUGAGGGCUACCGAAGCUCGCUGGCGCCCUGCGCUGCGGAGGGAUCCGCCGCCUUCGAGCUGCUUCCCUGCGGGGAGGGCCCGAGCACCUCGGGGCUGCACAGCCUGGAGGAGGGGUCGAGAAUCUCGCAGAUGCCCCUAGCUGCCGAAGGUCCUAGCACUGCUGGGAUGCCCACUGAAGCUGAAAACCCUGAGGAAGGACUGGCCUGCUGUGCUUCUGUGGGAAAGACCAAGUGCACCUCCCAGGCUCUGCAAAAGGCCAAGGAUCCAUCUGUACGGCCGAAGCGUGAAGACCGCUUCCUGGAUUUCCAGGUCCUGAGAGACAGUAAGAAUUCCAACUCCAUUACCAUUAUGGGCCUGGGCACUUCCCGCGUUGCUCUUACUCUGAAGCCUCAGGAUCCCAUGGAGCAAAACGUGGCCGAAUUGUUGCAGUUUCUCCUGCUGAAGGAUCAGACCAAGUACCCUAUCAAGGAAUCUGAAAUGAGGGAAUUCAUUGACAAAGAAUAUCGCCACCAGUUCCCAGAGAUCCUCAGACGAGCAUCAGCCCACCUGGAGUGCAUUUUUAGGUUUGACCUGAAGGAGCUAGACCCUGAGGAGCACACCUACAUCCUGCUCAACAAACUGGGACCAGUGCCCUUUGAAGGAUUAGAAGACACCCCCAGUGGGCCAAAGAUGGGCCUCUUGAUGAUGAUUCUGGGACACAUAUUACUAAAUGGCAACCAAGCCAGAGAAGCUGAUAUCUGGGAGAUGCUCUGGAGAUUCGGAGUGCAGCGUGAAAGGCGGCUUUCCAUUUUUGGGAACGUGAAGAGACUUCUGUCUGUAGAGUUUGUGUGGCAGCGUUACUUGGACUACAGGCCUCUAACUGACUGUGUACCAGUCGAGUUUGAGUUUUACUGGGGCCCACGAUCCCGUGUAGAAACCACCAAGAUGAAAAUUCUGAAGUUCAUGGCUAAGGUCUACAACAAAGAUCCUAUGGACUGGCCAGCACUGUACAAUGAAGCUCUGGAAGAAGACGCUGACAGAGUUGUUAUUAAUAACUGGCGGGUUGCUCGUCCGUUUAGGAGGCCCCUUUUUGCAGAAGUUUCUCCAGAGCUGGGUCCUGAUUCAGAUGCUUCUGGCUCCAAAUAUUCUCCCCAUUCUUGGCCUGAGUCAAGAUUAGAGAGCAAAUCAAGGAAAUUGGUCCAGUUAUUUCUGCUGAUGGAUUCGACUAAGCUGCCUAUACCAAAGAAGGGAAUCCUGUACUACAUUGGUCGAGAGUGUACCAAAGUGUUCCCUGACCUCCUGAAUCGUGCUGCUCGCACCCUAAACCACGUGUAUGGGACAGAGCUAGUGGUCCUUGAUCCCAGGAACCACUCCUACACCCUGUACAACCGAAGAGAAAUGGAAGACACAGAAGAGAUUAUGGACAGUCCAAACAGGCCCGGCAACAAUUUCUUAAUGCAGGUUCUGAGCUUCAUCUUUAUAAUGGGCAACCAUGCUAGGGAGUCUGCAGUCUGGGCCUUUCUAAGGGGCUUGGGAGUUCAAAAUGGGAGAAAGCAUGUGAUUACCUGUAGGUAUUUGAGUCAGCGCUACAUAGACAGUUUGCGGGUUCCUGACAGUGAUCCGGUGCAAUAUGAUUUUGUAUGGGGCCCUAGAGCCCGCCUGGAAACCUCCAAGAUGAAAGCCCUGCGAUAUGUGGCCCGAAUCCACAGAAAGGAGCCAGAAGAUUGGCCGGAGCAGUACAGGGAGGCGAUGGAAGAUGAGGCAAAUAGAGCUGAAGCUGGGCGCCGGCCAUUGAUUGUUCGCAACUUGCGAUAAAUUGUGUCAGCAAGGCCUUGUAUGUCCAGGCCUAGAGCCCUGGUUCUCAUGUAUUGGGAGUGGGUGUGUCUGUGGGGGUACGUAUUGUAUUUGAUACUUGUGUUCCAGUUCCACUUACGUAUUUUUCAUAUUUAGUUCUUGUUUGGUAUCUUGAAAAAUUUCCAUUGUUUUAAUAAUACUGUCCAGUGAUGUAAAUGUGAUUGACCACUUGCUGUCUCUGCUGUACUUUUGUGCUGUAAGAAUUUUGAUAGUGGUAUAAAGUGUUUUAGGACUCUUUCCAUCUUGUUGCAUUGUCUGAAAGAGAAUAUAUAGCAUAUAGCUAUAGAUAUAGGCUUUUCCUUGAAAGCUUGAAAAAAAAUCAUCAGUAAAGUGAUCUAGCUUCAGAUGUUAAACAAACAAAUAUAUAACAACUGACAAAGCACUAAAUUGUGGCUGGCUUCCCUUUUGUCUGCUAUUGUGUAAAGAAUACUAAUGUUUACCUGUAUUUGCUUUGCUGUACUAAAGUGUAUUGAAAAAUAAAAGUGAAAUAAAUCAAAUAA